Penicillium cinerascens is the source of this 1503-nucleotide messenger RNA. Its product is annotated as Glycerophosphoinositol permease 1. Gene Ontology annotation, cellular component: plasma membrane. The record is from RefSeq and is a predicted model, not a curated record. Gene Ontology annotation, molecular function: carboxylic acid transmembrane transporter activity. Gene Ontology annotation, biological process: transmembrane transport; carboxylic acid transport. The coding region runs from base 1 to 1503 and encodes 500 amino acids. Lineage: Eukaryota; Fungi; Ascomycota; Eurotiomycetes; Eurotiales; Aspergillaceae. The transcript has 5 exons.
AUGGCGACGGAGGACUCUGUGACUAUGGUUGCCAAGGCUGAUACCGAUACCUCCACUGAGAUCCAGCGCAAGGACUUGGUGGGAAACACCUUGCACGAGGUCUCCAGGAAGCAACAGAGUUUAUCUGACCUCUUUACCAUCUUCGCCAGCGGCUUUGCCCUGAUCAGCGAUGGAUACCAGAACAACCUGAUGACCAUGGCCAAUGUCCUUCUGAAGGCCGAGUACCCCAAGCAGUACACUUCGGCCAUCAGUACGCGCGUGUCUAAUGCGCUGCUGAUUGGCGAAAUCAUCGGCCAGGUCGUAAUCGGUCUGACCUGUGACUAUCUCGGCCGGAAGACGGCCAUCGUCUUUACGACUGUCAUGAUUGUCGUCGGCGGCAUUCUCGCAACUGCGUCGCAUGGAGCAACCAUCGACGGCAUGUUCUGGAUGAUGACCGUGGCGCGAGGUAUCGUGGGAUUCGGCACCGGCGGAGAGUAUCCCGCAUCCUCGACUUCUGCUUCCGAAGCUGCCAAUGACUUGGUUCCAAAGCACCGUGGCCCGGCCUUCAUCAUGGUGACCAAUUUCCCAUUGUCCUUUGGCGGACCGUUCGCAGUGUCAAUCUUCCUGAUUGUACUCAUGGCCUGUCACCAGUCGCACUACAGUACCGUGUGGCGCGUCUGUUUCGGCAUCGGGUGCAUCUGGCCACUGUCGGUGUUCUACUUCCGGAUUCGCAUGCUCAACUCUGUGCUUUACCGGCGAGGCGCAAUCAAGAAACAUGUCCCUUACAAGCUGGUUCUCAGAUAUUACUGGAAGUCACUGAUUGGGACCUGUGGCGCCUGGUUCCUCUACGACUUCGUCACCUUCCCCAACGGCGUCUUCUCCGGAACGAUCAUCUCCUCCGUCGUCCACGACGGAACAGUCCGCCAGACCGCAGAAUGGCAACUCCUCCUCGGAGCAAUCGCGCUCCCAGGUGUUUUCCUAGGCGCAAUCCUCUGCGACCGAGUCGGCCGCAAGAACAUAAUGAUGAUCGGCUUCAGCGGAUAUCUCGUCUUCGGCCUGAUCAUCGGCUGCUCCUUCGACCGCAUAACCAAGAUCGUCCCUCUCUUCGUCAUCUUCUACGGCCUCAUGCAGAGCUCCGGCAACUUCGGCCCCGGCAACAUGCUCGGCUUGCUCUCCUCGGAAUCAUACGCCACCGGCGUGCGAGGUACCUGCUACGGACUGUCUGCAGCAAUUGGCAAGGCUGGUGCGGCGAUCGGCACGCAGGCUUUCACGCCCAUCAAAGUACACCUGGGUAAUCGGUGGACUUUUAUCAUUGCCGCCAUCUGCGGUGUUGUUGGUAUUCUGGUAACCUGGUUCUUUGUGCCGGACCUGUCGGGCGAGGAUCUGCGUGUGCGCGAUGAGCGGUUCAGGGCUUAUCUGGUUGCUAAUGGGUGGGAUGAGGCUAUGGGGGAAGAUGAUCUGCGUGCUGAUGUGGAUGAUGGGGUUGUCUCGUCGGUGGUUGCUCAUGGCACCAAGGAGGGUUAG